UGGGCGCCCUGGGUAUAUAGACGGGCGGCGCGGGGAUGGCGUGUCACUCCUGCCGGUGUAUCGACAAUGGACAAGCGAUCUGUGCUCCUGCUGGUAGUGGUGGUGGUGGUGGUGGCGCUGGCUGGCAGUGUGGGAGCCGCGUGCCCCAGUAACCAGCUGCUCCCGUACGGCGCCUGUGUGAAGCUGAUCAACAUGGUGGAGACAGGGGACAAUCGCCAGAACUGGGAGAAAUCCAAUGAGAUAUGCGUGAAGGAAGGUGGUCAGAUGAUCUCCCUUGACACACCCACCAAGCUGGAGCAGUUCGCGGCCCAUGUCUACAACCUGCCAGGGGACUGGUCCUCUUACGCUCACUGGGUUGGUGCGAGGAAGACUGGGUCAAGCUGGAGCUGGCUGAACGAUGCUGAGCUGCCCAUCAAUUCUAACAUAUGGUACCCAACUGCUCCCGAAGACAAUGCUAACGAGACUUACGGUUUUCUUGCCCCUUACCGAGACCACCAGCGCUUCUAUCUCUAUAGCACAGACGCCAAUGGUGUCUUCCCAGUCAUCGCCUGUGAGAUUGAAGAGUAUUAACUCACAACGUUCUCAAACACUUCUGGCUCUAGAUGAAGUGACACUGGUCUUUAACCCCUUCAGUACCUUGAUGCGUUUUCGUAUUCAUUCUGGUUACUAUUUGCUGAUUUUAUUCACCUUCAGAAACUUAUGUGGGGAAUAAAAUAGUAAAGACACAGGCUAUUAAUCUUUCGACCUCCAUAGAGGUUUAGUAACGCCAAUAAAAUCGUCUAAUCAUACCCAAAACUCAAGGUAAAAAUGGGCUCAGUACUGAAAGGGUUAGGAAUGUUUUUUUUUUUCUUUUUUACUGUUCUAGUGGCAAAAUAGCAAGAUUUCUACAAUAUAAACAGAAGAAGCACUCUUUGGAUCUUGGCUUACCUCUCUGUGGCCUCUGAGAACAGUUGUGGUUAGAGAGCAAAUGUUUAUGAAUGCCUCUUGCUAACUUGGGAAUGGUUUGGCAUUAGUGUGUGUUGCCUCAGCAGAGUCUGGGUUGGAGCUCUGUGUAAAAUGAACUGCCGGUGGAAAUUAAGUAAGAAAAUAGUUUGCUGUGUGUGUGGCUAAUAAACUUACCUACCUACCUAUUUGAUUGCGGUGCCUUUUCCGCUGAGUUUGACCUUUAUUGAUGUCUUGAUGUGUUAGGAUUGCAGUAUUCUCGUUUCAUCGGAUUUGUUUUUAAUAUAUGUUGUUGUUA
Molecule: messenger RNA, 1240 nt
Organism: Portunus trituberculatus (swimming crab)
Lineage: Eukaryota; Metazoa; Arthropoda; Malacostraca; Decapoda; Portunidae
Exons: 4
Coding region: 67-570 (167 amino acids)
Source: RefSeq, a predicted model, not a curated record